UCGGAGCGACGCCUGGAGGCUCCAACAAGCAGAAGCGGAAGAAGAAAAACAAGCCGAAGAAGAAGAGGAGCCCGAGCGGGACUUCCGGCGGCAGCUUCGUGAUGGAAGGAAACAGGAAGUGCUCUGCUGUGACAGGAAGUGCCAGGAAGGUGAGAGACAACGCGGCCGACUGGCACAACCUGAUGCUGCGCUGGGACAAACUGAACGACGCCGGCUUCGCCGCCGCCGGCCGUGUCGUCGACCUGAGACUCAGACAGUCCCAUGGCGAGGCUCCGCCCCCCGCUCUCAGCUCCGCCCACGCUGACCUGCAGCAGGAGUGCCAGGAGCUGCUGGACGUCCUGGACAAAAUGGCGGCGGUGGUGAUGAAGAUGCGGCGCCUGGCGGCGUGGCAGAGCGGCCUGGUGGAUCUGGAGAGGUUCCAGCUGGGGGACGAGGGCCGGCCGGUUCCACUGUUCCACGGCUGGAGAACCGCUCAGUUUGAGGAAGCGUCCCGGCAGCUGCUGGAGGCGUACGGCCGGGAGCUGAAGCUGAAGCGGGCCGUCCUGCAGGAGCUGGCUCACACAGCGACCUCUGACCUCUGCAUGGUGUACCUGUCCUGCUGGCUGCACCAGCCCUACACCCCCCCCCAGGCCCGCCUCCGCCUGGAGGCGCUGCUGCUGGAGACGGGCCACCGGCCGCUGUAGGACGGCGAGAGGGACAGACGACACGGUCACAGAGUUUUCAGGUGGUUUUAUUGGAGGAACAGGAGCUGCUGCUGAAAUGUUUGAACAAAAUGAAUAAAACACGACUUCCUUCUCUCAGGUCCCGUACAAACCUCAGCUCACGUCUGGAAAAUGUUACGCCAGGAGUUUUUAUAAAAAGUAAUAAAAUAGUGCAACUUUUUUGUACUUUCUUUUCAUAUUUAUCUACAUAUAAACAUAUCACAACCAA
Molecule: messenger RNA, 930 nt
Organism: Myripristis murdjan (pinecone soldierfish)
Lineage: Eukaryota; Metazoa; Chordata; Actinopteri; Holocentriformes; Holocentridae
Gene: cinp
Product: cyclin dependent kinase 2 interacting protein
Exons: 5
Coding region: 102-683 (193 amino acids)
Source: RefSeq, a predicted model, not a curated record